Molecule: messenger RNA, 922 nt
Organism: Coccidioides immitis RS
Lineage: Eukaryota; Fungi; Ascomycota; Eurotiomycetes; Onygenales; Onygenaceae
Exons: 1
Coding region: 1-417 (138 amino acids)
Source: RefSeq, a predicted model, not a curated record
AUGACCUCGAAGAGAAGCUUACCUGCGACAUAUAAUAUGCGUUCAAGGAGGACGUACUGGACAUCGGAACCCUUUCCCGCCCGGGCAGAACAAGGUAACAGGCCAUCUCCUACUUACCUUGUGAGGAUCUUGUGCCGACCAGGGUACGAAGAGACUCCAAGACUGUUUGGUCGACAAAUAGGCGCUUUCAUAGCGUUCAAAAGUCCCCUCUUGUGGAUCAAAUCUCAACACAUGAUCACCUGUGCGCUAGCGGGGCAGGGACAACUGGCAAUAAUAGCUAAUAAUUUGAAAAAUAUGGGCAAAGUACGGAGUACGGAGCCUCGACGGGUUCAUCCACACGAGCCCGGAGUACCCCGUAAAGGGGACCUUUUGUCGGGUGGUGAGCUUAGGGACCAAGAAUUUGGCCACAAGCCCUGAUUUAUCCGAGGAGAAAAUAUGGGAUUUCCUCCCAGAAUAGUUGCGGAGUUGCGCCUCCUCGAAUUCCACCGAGGGUGCGCUUAUCCCAGGGAUCUGUAAAAAUUUUCGCUCGGAUUUUUUUUUGCCAUCGUGGAGUUAAUGGUGUUGGUCACGACGUUUGUUUCCCGUCGACCAUUGGAUCCCCGCCGAGAUAUAAAUACUGGGGAGAACAACUGUACAAGAUGGAGAAAAGAAAAAAAAAAAAAGGAUAUUCGUGGAUUCGUAACUAACGGCUUUGAGCAGCAGCGAACUUAUUUCUGAGACACUUCGAAGUGAGAUGGCCACAAGCUUCCUCAUCCACCGAUUCGCACCACUUUGGUCAUGACUUCAUCCUCCCAGCCAACAUGGCUUUUUCAGUCAUGAGGAACAGUUUGAACAGCACCAGUAUCAGAUUGAUCCUCUGCUAGUAAGCUUCAAGCGCUGAAGUAACUUGACUCCGUGCCUAAAGUUUGGCUGGUGAUCGAUC